Molecule: messenger RNA, 1739 nt
Organism: Mangifera indica (mango)
Lineage: Eukaryota; Viridiplantae; Streptophyta; Magnoliopsida; Sapindales; Anacardiaceae
Product: probable 6-phosphogluconolactonase 2
Exons: 3
Coding region: 495-1295 (266 amino acids)
Biological process (GO): carbohydrate metabolic process; pentose-phosphate shunt
Molecular function (GO): 6-phosphogluconolactonase activity
Source: RefSeq, a predicted model, not a curated record
GUAAUGUGAGAGUGUUUUAUGAUCUGGGUAUGUCCAUUUUUUGUGAAAUUGUUCUAUUUCAUGUAUAUUUUGUUGAUUGAUAUGUUUUAACAUGGAUCUUUGUUUUUACUGGAUGAUAAUGGUCAUACCCUGAUGGUUUGAUUGCCUUUUUUCAGGUCAAUUGUGAUUCCAUGCAUACCAUGAUCCGUUUUCUAUUAUGAAAAACUUGUUUGUAAUUUUAUUUCAUUGAUUCUAAGUAUGAAAUUUAUUUAUUUGGUUUUUGAUCAUGGUCUCUGUAGAGGUUGGAUGUCUCGGUGUUAAUGAUCUUUGAAGUGGGGGUUGUUUCUUUGCCAUUCUAUUUUCUUUGAAAUAGGCACCGUUUUUUUUUUACAGAAUGCUUAAGUAGUUUUAGUUAAAUUUUUGCAGGUGAUAAUGCCGCCCUUUUUUUUCAGUUCUUCAAUCUGAAUUUGUUAUCUUUUGUUUUAAAGAUAAGAGUUAUUUUGCUUUUGGAAAGCAUGGCUCUCGCUGGGGUUCACAAAGAUAGAAGGGAGUUGAGGAUUCAUGAGAGUUUGGAUGAGCUUAGUACUGACUUGGCAGAUUAUAUUGCUGAAUUAUCAGAGGCUUCUGUGAAGGAGAGGGGUGUCUUUGCCAUUGCUUUAUCUGGUGGAUCUAUCAUUGGCUUAAUGGGGAAACUCUGUGAAGCUCCUUAUAACAAGACUGUGGACUGGGCUAAAUGGUAUAUAUUCUGGGCGGAUGAACGUGUGGUAGCAAAAAAUCAUGUCGAGAGCAAUUAUAAGCUUGCAAAGGAUGGUCUUUUAUCAAAGGUGCCGAUAGUCCCUAGUCAUGUGCAUUCGAUUAAUGAUUCGGUGUCAGCAGAGCAGGCUGCUGAUGAUUAUGGGUUUGUCCUUCGACAGUUAGUGAAAAUGAGGGUGGUCAGUGUUUCUGGUAUUUGUGACUGCCCAAAGUUUGACCUUGUCCUUCUUGGAAUGGGCUCCGAUGGUCAUGUUGCUUCCCUAUUCCCUAAGCACUCACUGCUUGAUGAGAAAGAUGAUUGGGUAACUUUUAUCACUGAUUCCCCUAAACCCCCUCCUGAGAGGAUCACAUUUACUUUACCUGUCAUCAAUUCAGCAUCAAAUGUAGCCGUGGUCGUGACAGGUGAAAGCAAAGCAGAGGCUGUACAUUUGACAAUUGAUCAUGUGGGACCUGACCGCCCAGUAUUGCCUUCCCGGAUGGUUCAGCCAACAGAAGGGAAACUGGUUUGGUUUUUGGACAAGGCGGCUGCAUCAAAACUUCAAAGUGUACAAUUUUGCGAGUAGGGUCAAGAUAUUUUUGCCAAAGUGGUUAUGUGUAGUGGUCCUAGUGGGGGAAUUUGAAACAAUUGGUCCUUUUCGUUCCAUUAGUUCUGCGCCUCUUUUGCAUUGGGUUAAAUUCUCCACUUUGGCUUUUCUCCUCCCAUUUAUGUUGUGGUUGGGUAGUGUGAUAAUCCUUUUUGUAACAAGAGAUAAAUAAAUCUGGGGCCUCCAUGAAAAUGGCUUUUUUUUUCCAGGUUCUAAUUUCUUUGAGGAAUGACUGAAGAUAAGAUAUCGCAGUCAGGGAAAGCCAGUCGAUUAGAAUGCAGAAGAGCAGGUCCUCUAUGUUUCAUGAAAUGAAGUGGUUUUUUUUUUUUUUUUUUUUCUUUCUGGGUUUCUCAUAGUUUCAGUCAAAUUUUGUCAAGAAUGCUACUCUUCUAUAUGAUCAAUGAGAUGUCAAUGUUGUUUAUA